AUGGCUCAUUCCACAGAUGGAUUACAUACUUGUCACCCCCCAAGUGAAAGAUUAAAAUUUUUGGAUCGUAUAGCUUCAAUGUUUAAAGAUAACUAUACUUAUCAUUACAUCAAAUAUCAAAAGGCGAAACAUGAAAGAAGUAAAUUAUUAAGGGAUAGCAUUGCGGAUGAAAAUUGGCUUAUUAGCCUUGAAAACAUAAUGGUUGCUAGCGCGAUGAACGUUUCGCGCAUGAGAGCAUCUGUUUUAAAAAUGUUACAGGAUACCAUUGAUAAAGAUUCCACUAAGUUUUUUCCAAAGGCGCACCUAAAAAUAAGUAGCCAGUUUACUUCUGCUAAUACCGCAGAAGAUUAUCAAAACUUUCUAAAGAAAAAUAGAGAAGAGAUUUAUUAA
Cinara cedri is the source of this 390-nucleotide messenger RNA. NCBI's taxonomy places the organism in Eukaryota, Metazoa, Arthropoda, Insecta, Hemiptera, Aphididae. The record is from the annotation of a GenBank genome assembly.